Molecule: messenger RNA, 2604 nt
Organism: Symsagittifera roscoffensis
Lineage: Eukaryota; Metazoa; Xenacoelomorpha; Acoela; Convolutidae
Exons: 7
Coding region: 100-2433 (777 amino acids)
Biological process (GO): GPI anchor biosynthetic process
Cellular component (GO): endoplasmic reticulum membrane
Molecular function (GO): mannose-ethanolamine phosphotransferase activity
Source: RefSeq, a predicted model, not a curated record
UUUUCAGCGGACCCUAGCGCCCUCUCGACAAUAGAGGAAAAACUGCUCUUUCUAAAGGAAGUAUCGGCAUCGUAUCGCAAAUUAUGGGCUACAUUCGACAUGCCACUUAUCAUCCUAGGCAUAGCAGCGAUGACAAAUGCAUGUUUACUUCACGUAUGUUUCAUACACUAUCGAAUGAAAACUAAAACGACUAUAGCAACAAAAUCAGAGCACAAUCUAAACGGAGUUUGCAGUCACGAUUACCAAAUUCGAUCUGCAGACUCAGAAAAAACUGAAAUUUUUUCGGCAGGGAAAGAAAAUUUUACUCGCCAAAUGUCCUUUUUCAGCCUUACAAGUUGCACAAUAACUCUGCUUGCUUCAAUCUUGACAGCGUUUCAUUACCCUCCGUAUGUGAUAGCUCUAGUGUCGCCUUUAGUUUUCUCUCUGCUAAGUCUCACAAAGCCGAACCUUUUCUACAUAUUUCACAACUCUGCCGAAAUGUUUUAUAUUUUGCUGCCAACCUUGCUGUACGGCCUCAUUUCAGGGUCGAACAGUUUCAUUUUGAACGAAACACAAUGUUUGCUUUUUCUUUCGAACGCUCUCGUUAUUUUCUUGGUUGUGUACGGGGGAAGAUCGACAACAUUUAAGCUAUCCACGUCUCUUUACUCUGUAGCCUUGAUAGCGGGAUGCAACUUUAUUAGUCGAAGUUUCAUACAGCAUCCGGAAAGCGAGGAACUGAACCCUAUCUUGGAACCCCUGUCAAGUUUAACGCAAGAUGUAGCUCAUCAGAGGUUGUUGCUGACUGCAAUAUGUCUUGUAGCUUUUGUAUUGCUGACAUUGAAAAAUCUGUUUCGAACGGAGAAUUUGAACUCGCAGUAUUUUAACCUGGUGUCUACAUGGUUUACAGCGGCGCUCCCAGUUUGCGCUCUGUGUAUCAUUUUGUUCUGGCUUCAGUCGUUGCAGUCACACAGCGUGUACGAAGCUCAAAGUGAUAGGAUCAAAGUUCUCUUCCCCAGAACAGUGUACCUCAUAGUCGUAUUAGGAUUCGCCCUGUUUCUAUGUGAGCCUAUUUUGGUUCAUGUGCAACGCAUCAGGUGUAGCAAGGUACCCCAAAUAUCUCUGGAACAAUUCGACCCGGAAACAGAUCCAGCUAAGCUGAUACCCCAAAUUGCCAAAACUCUUUUCCCUAGCUCGCCGUCUGCUUCGAAAAAUGGGUCUGCAAAGCACAACUGGAAGUUCAAAAAGGGAAAUGCGAGACAGCACAAUGGAGUUGUACAGCAAAAUGGGUCUCUCAAAACCGCCCAUGUUGAGAACUCGGAAGAAUCGAGUCGCAGCUCAUCGGUGUCCAACUUGAGCAAGAGAUCUCGCAAUAGUACGCUCACUCAAUCUAGUGCCGUGGCUAAUAACGCGCAUCAGCAUUCUCUGCCAAAACAGCCAGUGAUGGGAGCCAGGAAGUUCUUCCACGUGGUCGGUUUGAGCUCCACAGCUUUGGCCUCCUGGCAUCUGGUCUCAACGCCAGCAAUCAUUCUGCUGUAUCUACUAGUUGGCAACGGUUCCUCUCUCGCUUUCUCAAUAAUGAUUCUACAUGCUCAAGCCUUAUGUCAAAUCGCAACAACUGCAAUGCACCAGAAAGAGGAAGAAACUCAAUCAUCCAAUACUGUUUCUAGUCAAGUAGAGAAUAAUGGAAGAAGCUCGCAACUGUCGUCCAAUCAUCAGUCAGAACCGAGAGUAACCACCAAGUUGAAAGUCGAAACAGAAGAGAGAUUGAAUGUCGAUGGGGGAAGAGAAGCAUUUGACCCGUGUGCUGUGGUGUCUUUUGUGGGUGGCGUGGCGAUUUCUUUGCUGGGCAGUUACUACUUUUACGUCACAGGGCAUCAACUCUCAAUCGCAUCAAUUCGGUUCGAAACUGGAUACAUCGGUUUUCUGAAGGAUUUCCAGUCGUUCAUUGUGCCUGGAUUUCUGGUGGUGUGCAACACAUUCUGUGCCCAAAUAGCCGCCCUUUUCUUCAUCCCAAUGAUAAUUUACUCUCGCUUCAGUGGCAGUAACUGUCAUCCCAAUACACCCGCCACCGCUGCCGCUUCUGUUGCCGGAGGAGCAGCAGCAGGUGCCUUUAGUCCAGUGGGUAGUUCCGUGCGGUCUAAACUGGACUUGGACUCCUCGGAUGGCGACUUCUGGACAGUGUUGCUGCAUAAUGGAGACAGAGUAAACCGGCUGCUUCUAGUCAUGUUCGCCGCCUUCUCACUAACACACGCAAUCAAGCUGUGUGUGACGAUGGCUUGCACUAGUGUAUUGAGACUGCACCUGAUGGCCUACCGAGUAUUCGUGCCUAACCUCUUGUUCCAGGCAGUCGCAUUCCUAGUGGUGUUGAUUGUGCAACUCCUACUCGCUCUAGCCCACAAGUGGAUCAUGUUCAGAACGAACACAUUCCUCACUCAGCUCAACAGUCGCAGAUAGAGAGCAAAAGCAGCAGAAAGAAAAUAAAGACAAAGUGUCAUGGAAGACAAAGACGAAAAGGAAGAAGAAGUCACUUCAAGAGAUUUGAAUCUUUAAGCAUAGAAUGGAGAUUUCUUUUUUACCCACUUAGACCUACCUGCAAUUCUGUGCGUUUCACCCCAUAUUAUUUAA